UGCAUCCGGAGGGGGACACACUACUUUUAGUGCUAAAAGAAUUACAUGUCUGAAGCAACGACUAACGGCCAAAUUACCGAAAAUAAAACUCGAAAUAAUCAACACUAGACAGACUUCGCGGACUCUACUUUGUGUCUGUUUUACUACAGUGUGCGACCCGCGAGGUUUCGCCAUGCAUCAAUUUUGCUGGACGAACACCUUUAACUUACCUUCGUUAAGGUGAAUCGGCUUCCUAUUGAUUUGACGUGGACUCCCGUCUGAUAAUCAGCAUUUUCUGAAGAAGACUAUUUAAGCGCAUGCGCCGCCAUGGAAGUCGAUCGUAUCAAUCCACUUCCAAAGGACGUGGUUAACAGAAUUGCUGCAGGAGAAGUUAUUCAGCGGCCCUGCAAUGCCCUUAAGGAAAUGCUGGAGAAUUCUAUCGAUGCGAAAAGCUCAAAAAUCAACGUCGUAUUGAAUUCAGGCGGACUAAGGUUGAUCCAAAUACAGGACGACGGUUGUGGGAUCGCUAAAGAAGACCUUGCCAUCGUCUGCGAACGCUUUACCACAUCGAAGUUGAAUUCAUUUGAGGAUCUUAAGAAAAUCUCAACAUUUGGCUUCCGCGGCGAGGCGCUCGCAUCAAUCACAUACAUAGGCCACGUUAAGAUUGCUACAAAAACCGAUGCGGUCCCAGUUGGCCAUGAGUGUUGUUAUCGGGAUGGAAAAAUCAUUGAAGGAUCAGGUCCUAAUCCGGUAGCUAUGAAUCGUGGAACAACGAUCACUGUCGAGGACCUGUUCUUUAAUGUUCCUCAACGGAGACAGGCUUUUCGCUCGACUGCGGACGAAUUUCGCCGUUGCGAAACCUUAGUCUCAAAUUAUGCUGUUCAUUUCCCCUCCAUCGGGUUCACUCUAUCCAAAAGUGGCGAACUUAGCUAUGCUGUCAAUACGCAAAAAAAAUCGUCCGUAAUUGAGAACAUACGUGCGCUCCAUGGCCAGGAAAUUGCUCGAGAACUUUUGCCUCUCGAAUUUACUGAUGACAAGAUCUCUCUUCGGGUAAAGGGAUACAUUUCUAAGGCGAACUACUCAAGCAAAAGGCGGACCCAAUUUAUCCUCUUCAUCAACAAUCGGCUGGUCGACUCCGGUGCGAUUCGAAAUUGUCUGGACACGAUCUACCAAAGGUAUCUGCGUAAAGACGACAAACCGUUCAUCUACCUUUCGUUAACGAUGCCCACUGAGAAUGUGGACGUGAACGUCCAUCCGACCAAAAGUGAAGUUGGAUUCUUACAUCAAGAAUACAUCCUCGAGAAACUACAAGGAGCUGUGGAUAAAACUUUAUUUGAUUGUGACUCAUCCAGACACUACCUGACAAAGCAGCCGGUCCUUUCAUUCGGAAACGAGUUAGGAGACGCCCAGGAAUCUCGUCGAAGCGAAAAAACUCAGGAACCUGCUGUAGAUGGCAAUGGAAAGCACCAGCAACCCAGAGAUGACAAAGGAGUAGUCCGAACCGAUUCUUCUCAGGAGAAGCUGACAACUUUUUUCUCUCAGCAGGUUACUAAUGGAACACCAAAUCAGGAAUCGCAGACACUACUCACAAGUGUUUUGGAGCUGCGUGAAGAGCUGGCAAUAAGCGCCGAUUCAGAGUUGUGCCGGAAACUUUCCAAGUUAACGUUCGUCGGUGUCGUAUCCAGCAAAUGUUCCCUAGUGCAAAUCGGAACCAGCUUAAUGAUGGUCAACCACAUGUCUUUUUCAAAGGCUUUAUUUUACCAGUGUGCACUCGAAAGAUUUAGCAGUUUUCCCGCGUUCGAGUUCGAGCCGAUGCCAUUAAACGACCUGUUAACUUUGGCACUUCAGUCUACGGAGUCCGGAUAUGAAAUCGAGAUGAAUUGCCAAGAAGAGCUAGUCGCAAUGGCGCGAAAAACUCUCGAGGCUCGAGCUCAAAUGUUGGCCGAAUAUUUUUCGUUAGGUAUUCUGGACGGGUACAUAUACCGAGUGCCGGUCCUAGUCAACGGUCUUAAACCACGGCCUGGACAACUACCGCUAUUUCUACUACGAUUAGCAUCCGAUGUGAACUGGGAGAAUGAAAAGGCCUGUUUCAGUGGAGUGUGCACGGUACUUGCACACUUCUACGCAAGCAGCUGUUCAGAAACCGACUUAGCAGAUAUUGUCUUUCCAGCAAUACGACGAAAGCUCAAAGUGCGCUCCAAGUUUAUGAAAAAACUAGUUAGGUUGACUUCAACUGAGGAGCUCUAUAAAGUAUUCGAGCGUUGCUGAUGUGCAGCACGUGUUCGAAUUAGUAUCAAGCCGAUUGUCGUCCAUAUGAUCUAACAGGAUGUUCCAUGAAGCCAGUAAUAAUCCUAAUGUGUAUAUCACUGUCAAUACCAUUAUUUUACUGUAGUACAUGUUGAUUUCCAUUUGUUGAAUAAAAUGCCUUCUUCAUUUUAGUACUCUGACAGUCAUGACACAUAAAAGCAGAUGCACUGUUACUAAAUGCGCAUCUACUAAGAUGAAUAUUUGGAUUAUAAAGAUUCAGUCCGCUCGCUGAUCUGAAUAUGUAUGAUAGGAAUAAUAGUUGGACGGACGGUUAUCCCUUCUAUCAGAAAACAUGCUUUGUUCUCAGUCAGAUCGCUAAACAAUACGGUCGCCUUAUCAAACUAUUAAAAUUGUUUUAAACAACUUCAACAUUUUAAUUCCCUAACCUUACCUAGGUGCACAUUUCAAAUCCGUUCAAGAUGUUUGACUUAAUGAAUAGACUCACUUAAUUUAGUUAAGACAGAGGUUCUACACUUAUUUUACCAUUUCAUUCUUCAUUUACCUAAUCUUCACCCCUUCGUGUAUGAGUAAAACGCAUUGAAAUACAGGCCGAUGUCUGGAAUUACAGUUCUACGUGGUCGGAGGAAGUCGUUUUAAAUAUUGGAACAAAUCGUG
Varroa destructor (honeybee mite) is the source of this 2901-nucleotide messenger RNA. It is a transcript of the gene Mlh1, whose product is annotated as DNA mismatch repair ATPase Mlh1. NCBI's taxonomy places the organism in Eukaryota, Metazoa, Arthropoda, Arachnida, Mesostigmata, Varroidae. Gene Ontology annotation, biological process: mismatch repair. Gene Ontology annotation, molecular function: ATP-dependent DNA damage sensor activity; ATP binding; mismatched DNA binding. The record is from RefSeq and is a predicted model, not a curated record. Gene Ontology annotation, cellular component: MutLalpha complex.